AUGAGGGAGCAGUUCGAGGCGGCGAUGGCGGCGGGCGAGCUGCUCGAGAUGCUCGAGAGCUUGCCGCGAGGGGCGGUCGAGGCCUCCGUUCGGCUGAUCGGCGCGGCGCCGCUAAGCAAGUGCGCCAUUGUCGCUCUAGGCGGGUUCUCAUCUUCCUCGGUCCAUUGCUGCGCGGCUUUCCGCACGAUCGGGCACAGCGGGCACGGGCGUGUCCUCACUGCUCCUCGGAUGACGGAGGUGGCAUCCUCAAUCUCGCUGGCCCCCAUGUAUGCAGUCGCCGCGGCGUCGGCGUAG
Molecule: messenger RNA, 294 nt
Organism: Emiliania huxleyi CCMP1516
Lineage: Eukaryota; Haptophyta; Isochrysidales; Noelaerhabdaceae
Exons: 3
Coding region: 1-294 (97 amino acids)
Source: RefSeq, a predicted model, not a curated record